Molecule: messenger RNA, 1569 nt
Organism: Tripterygium wilfordii
Lineage: Eukaryota; Viridiplantae; Streptophyta; Magnoliopsida; Celastrales; Celastraceae
Product: serine/threonine-protein kinase-like protein CR4
Exons: 1
Coding region: 223-1248 (341 amino acids)
Biological process (GO): protein phosphorylation
Cellular component (GO): plasma membrane
Molecular function (GO): ATP binding; protein kinase activity
Source: RefSeq, a predicted model, not a curated record
AAGCAUCCACAUUUACGUCAAAUUUAGUUCUCUCUUACUUUUCUAUUUGAAAACUCUAUGGUCCGUACAAGCUACCAAUUCUCCUAUUUUAUACAUAUAGAUAUAGAUAAAACUCAUUAACAACUUCAACCUAAUUUAUUAGCCCAAAAUAACCUCCCUUGAUGCUUCCAUUUCCUCUGCCUCUACAGAGAGAGGUCUAGCAAAUUAAGAUCACAGGCCGGCAUGACUCGCAGCGGGCAGAUUGGCUAUGAUUUUGUUAUGGUUCUUCUCCCGGUGUCACUCAUCAUCAUGGGGAUUGUUCUUUACAUUCUAUGCAGAAGAAAGAUACCUGCUCAAAAAGAAUCUGAAGAAACUCUUUCGGUUCCAGUCAAGAGUUCUGCGUGUGCUUUUCCAUUAACGGAUAUUGAUGCUGCCACUGAUGGAUUCAAACAAAACAGAAUUGUGGGUCAAGGACGUCUGGGGACUGUAUAUGCCGGUAUAUUCGCAAAAGGAGAGCUUCUUGCGGUUAAAAGAAUACAUUCGAGGUUUGUUUUAAGCAAUGCUGGAUUUGGUUUCUCUUCAGUAAUCAAAACUCUAUCUUUAGCCCAACACCCCAAUAUAGUCCCCAUUCUGGCAUUUUCACAAGCACCUGGUGAGCGAAUUAUGGUCACCGAAUUUGUUGGUAUAGGAAGUUUGGAAUUCUAUUUGCAUCAAAACCCAGAUGGGGCAUCACUAUUAGAUUGGAGCCGGAGAUCAAGAUUGGCCGCCGGAGCAGCGAGAGGACUCGAAUAUCUACAUGAAGGGAUGACACCAAACAUAAUACAUGGGUGUGUUAAGUCCUCAAACAUUUUAUUAGAUGUGAAAUUUCGUGCUAGAGUUUGUGAUUAUGGGUUGUCUUUCUUGGCACCAAAGGAAAAAAGGGGGCUUGUGGGGCAUGUGGAUGAUGAGUAUUGGAUUAACAAUAGCAGUGGUGGCGCUUGCAAAGAAAGUGAUGUUUAUGGGUUUGGAGUUGUUUUGUUGGAGCUUUUGUGUGGGAGGAGAAGUGAAGAAGGUUUGCUUGUGAAGUGGGCAUUGCCUUUGAUUAAAGAAAUGAGGUUUAGUGAAGCUUUGGACCCAAGAAUUGCAAUGCCUUCAGAUAUGAAACCCAUUAUCAGAUUGGCUAAAGUUGCUUCAGCUUGUGUAAGCAAUAAUAGAAAGAGUAGACCAUCAAUUGUUCAAAUUGCAGCAAUUUUGAACAGUGUGGAGAUUGACGUCUCUGUGUGUGAUUGAGCCAGCCAAGACUUUUAUGAGUCGCCAAUUUUGAACAGGAGAAAUGAAGAAAAACAGUAAAAUUUGAAUUUGGGAUUGGUUGGACUUUUGAACAACGACUGUGAUAGAUUGGUCUGGUCUCACCAGGAAUUAGAGUAUUGGAGAAGAAAUUAAUGUUGAAAUGAAAAGGUGGGGCAAGGUGGGUUGUCAAUUGGGGGCGGUGAAUUUAAUCUUCUUUUGCGUGUGGAGUGGGGAAUAUACAUCACUUUUUGUAUAUAAAUUGGGCAAUGUUAAUGUAUACUUACUUGAAAGGGAUCCCAUCUUUCUUUAUGGCCAUUAAAA